UGCGUUUGUUCUUAUUUCAUUGUAAGACCUUUACAAGCAUGUUAAAUAUAAUGUCAUACAUAUUUGUCUGUAUGUAUUGUGUAUAGAAAGGGAAAACAAGCUCUCGUUCGGUCUGUAAGCAUUUGGGCAGUACACUGUACCGUAUAUUAUUAAGCGAUAUUACCACGCAUAGGUUUUGUUGUAACUUGCGUUGUUUUGUUUUUGCUGACCGGAAGAGUAUUGCAGGUGGAAGAUGAAUACUAUGAGUGAUUCGCACUUGACCCCAGUGCCUGUUGAGCAGGCGGUUUUGCAGACGUUCUUCUCCCAGCUCGGGAUCUUUUCGUAUGACAGAGCCAAGGACUAUGUGGAGAAGGAGAAGGAAAGCAAUAAGACCGCCGGGGCUAGCUGGGCAUCUGUACUAGCAGCACUGGCUCACCUGGCAGCCGCAGAGAAAGCCUAUCACAACAUGACAUUUCUGGGACAAAAACUAGGUGGCCAGUCUUUUUUCAGCCGAAAGGAUUCCAUCAGGACUAUAUACACGUCUCUGCAUAAUGAGCUCAAGAAGGUGGUGACGACAGGACGCAAUGCAGUGGGGGGGACAGCACCCCAUCUCGAAGAGCUUCUUUCUCACCUUUCCGAACAGCUCUGCUAUUUCAUUCAAGCCCGAAUGGAAAUUGCUGACUUCUAUGAAAAGAUGUACUCCCUGAGCAGUCAGAAAUCCGUCAACUCUGAGGAGCUGGUGAGCACACUGGAAUCUGUUCUGCACAAAUACAGUUCAAGAUUUCACCAUCCAAUCCUGAGCCCCUUAGAAAGCAGUUUCCAGCUGGAGGUGGAUGUGCUGACCCAGCUGCUGAAGUGCCAGGCUCAGAUUUCCGAAUGGAAGUUCCUGCCCUCCCUUCUCAACCUGCACUGCGCCCACUCCAAGCUGCACAGCUGGGGCCAGAUCUUCGAAAAACAGCGGGAGACCAGGAAACACCUGUUCGGCGGGCAAAUCCAGAAAGCUGUACAGCCCCCACACCUCUUCCUGUGGCUACUGAAGUUCAAAAACAUACUCCUGGCCAAGUUCAGCUUCUACUUCCACGAGGCCCUAAGCCGACAGACCACACUGUCUGAGAUGAAGACGGUGACCGCCAAGACCGCCCCAGAUUACUUCGGGAAGAUCUCCAGCUUCAUCCGGAAGUACGACGUGGUUAACGUAUCGCUCAUCUUCGACAACCGAGGUUCGGAGAGCUUCCAGGGCCAUGGGUACCACCACCCCCACUCCUACAGGGAAGCCCCCAAGGGGGUGGACCAGUAUCCGGCUGUAGUAUCGCUGCCCAAUGACCGGCCAGUGAUGCACUGGCCCAACGUGAUCAUGAUUAUGACUGAUCGAGCCGCGGACCUCAAUAUGCUGGACAAGGUGGUGCAUUUCUUUGACGACAAGGUUCAGAGCACCUACUACCUGACUCGACCUGAGCCUCACUUCACCAUCAUUGUCAUCUUCGAUUCGAAAAAGUCUGAGAAAGACUCCUAUUUUAUCUCUUUUUUGCAGGAGCUCUCCAGCUCCCUCAAGAACUCCAAGCCGUUUUCUAGUUUGAAACCAGGAUCAAAGGGAUGAAGAGUGGAAUUGCAACACAAUGAGCAAAAUAAGGGCUAUUGCUUAUAUUGGACUGUUAGAAUUCUUUAAGAGUUGCAUACGUGUCAUUCUGGGCUCUGCCUCCAACAGUUUGAAAUUGUGUUGCGUAUUAACUCUUUUUCAACAUAGCACACCUGUGUACUUGCAGAAGAAAAGAUAACUCAAAAUAGCAGACCAGUAAACUAAUCUAAUUUUGUAUUUUUCUGUAUAAGGUACUAAAACUAUUUUAUUAGUUAUCCUACGAUGGAUAGUCUUGAAAGAAUUGAGUUACCUAGACACUACAGAUAUUACAUACUGAUUAUUAAAAACCUGCAGUUCAGCCAUCUUCACCAUUUUGCCUUUUACAUUGGCUUCCGGAGAUUCUAGGGAUAGAUGUAUGCCUCAUUUUAUAUAAUGGUUUACCCUCCAGAGGAAUUAUGCCAUUAUAUCUAACCCCUGUCACUUUAAAACAAGUUCAGCUCUUGAGAACAGCAGUUUCUGUAUGUAUGCUAUACUGUAGCUUGUUGAUUUAAGCUCGCUUCAUGUGAAUUAAGAGUCAGAUGUAUCUGGUUUUGAUAUGUUCACCAGUUAGCCAAACGGGCCAAAAAAUGUGUUUGUUUUGGUUUGAUAUGGUUGCAAAAUGAUACACAAUAAAGCUUUCAUUAACAUAUACACUUGCAUCUGUACUGUUUUGUAGAAAGUUAAUUUGUAGGUCAUAAGAGAGUGCUCCUAAUUGAGAGAUUUCUUCAGAUUCUAUCCACAUUGAAGGGGACUGGCACUGAGGAUGGAGUUGACUGUUCUAGUGCGCACUUAUGUCGAAAUAAAAAGUAUGUGUCUGUCUUGGUUCUCGGCAUUGACGUACAGUACAGCAGCAAUGACUUCUUGGUACUAUAUGCUUGCUUCAAUCUUCACACUUUUUCUGUAAAUCCAGUCCUUGAAAUGCAUUCACAUUGUAAUCUCCCCGUUAUUUUAGUGUGACCAGGACAGUGGCAUAUUGAAAGCCCUACAUAACUAACGUUUUACAUCAAUUUUGAG
Molecule: messenger RNA, 2608 nt
Organism: Polyodon spathula (Mississippi paddlefish)
Lineage: Eukaryota; Metazoa; Chordata; Actinopteri; Acipenseriformes; Polyodontidae
Gene: kics2
Product: KICSTOR subunit 2
Exons: 3
Coding region: 233-1576 (447 amino acids)
Biological process (GO): cellular response to amino acid starvation; protein localization to lysosome; negative regulation of TORC1 signaling
Cellular component (GO): KICSTOR complex
Source: RefSeq, a predicted model, not a curated record